AUGCAGCACCGAACGCGGCCCCGACCCGCUCCGUCCUCCACGGAAGCAUCUCCACCUUCACUCAAGAGACAGGACGCGGCAACACGCAGCGCACAGCUGACCAGCUUGUUUGAUAGGCCCUCAGGUCCGGUUCCCAAGGUUCGGCAGGGCGCCCACCUCGGCAAGGAUUUUGCUGAUGGCCUCACUGGUGAGGGUGUGAAAGGCAUUCUCUCACCAACUCUGCUCUCGCGGCGGCUGCCGCCCUCGACUUCAGCUCCUCUCAGCCAUCCUGCGGGUGGUAUUAGCAGCUCAUCGACUGGUGGGGCGGUUCUUCGAAGUGGCGGGGCGCCUGUUCUUCCCACCAACAGCUGUGGCUUGCCGCACUUCUUCAGUGAGCAGUCACGCGCCGUUCUGUCGGUAGAGAUUACGUCGGCGGAGAUCCAGCGCACGCUGCAGCAGCUGCACCAUGACCUUGACUUCCACGCCAAGAGACGCAUCGAAGCAGGGCGCGACGCCGGCUGCUACUUGGCUUCUGCUCCUCGCUCCCACCCAUCGGCUGACUCGACGUCCGUCACCCUACUGACGGGCGAGGCGACGGAUACGCAGCAGCGUCGCAUGGCCGAGGUGGAUACGCUCUCCGAAGCUGCCAAUAUUCAGCGCGCUCGCGCCGCUGCGGCCGAUGAAGGCGCCUCUGACGACCAGUCCGUCGAGGACUACGGUGUUGACUGCGAGGUGCCACCGCUCACGUCGGACAGCCGCUUGGCAGACGAAGUGGCGGCCAUAGCAGUGUGCUUGGCGAAGAUGAAAGAGUCCGCAGGAGUCAUGUAUGACACCGAGGCCGCUGCUUCGAGCACGUCGGUGGCGCCAUGGUGGUCCUCUGCGUUGGGCAUGCGGGAUAUGAAGGUGUCUGUGGCUCGGCUGGACUACCAUGCCCACAGCGCAUUGAGCUGGUCGCACCGCUCGAGGGAGCAACUGCUCCUGCAAGCGGUCAUGCUCAACAACGCAUCGGCGGCCACACGCGAGCAGCUCUUCCAGCAGCAGAAUCGCUUGCAAGAGUUCCAGGCUCGACUUAGUGAUGGUCAGCAGGCUGCCACGCAGCUGCAAGCGGACAUUGCCCAGUACCAGGCGCGCGUGCAGGCUGAGAUGACGCGUCGUGCUGCCCUGCAGGAGGAGCUGCGCCUCUGCGCGCAGGAGAGGGGCCUUGUUGACUCUGCGGAGCGCAACCCACUGAAGGCGGAGCUGGCACUUCUGCUUGAGGAGCGCGAGUGGCCUUCCCACACGCUCAAGAGAGACGCGAGUGUUGUGCUAGGCUGGCUGCGCUCUGUCUCGACUGCUCUCGAGUAA
Molecule: messenger RNA, 1323 nt
Organism: Leishmania braziliensis MHOM/BR/75/M2904
Lineage: Eukaryota; Euglenozoa; Kinetoplastea; Trypanosomatida; Trypanosomatidae
Exons: 1
Coding region: 1-1323 (440 amino acids)
Source: RefSeq, a predicted model, not a curated record